This is a messenger RNA of Peniophora sp. CBMAI 1063, 903 nucleotides long. The record is from the annotation of a GenBank genome assembly. NCBI's taxonomy places the organism in Eukaryota, Fungi, Basidiomycota, Agaricomycetes, Russulales, Peniophoraceae.
AUGUACCUGUCCAUUCGGCGCGCCACCUGGCCCCGGUCCCUCAGUGCUGGACUGUGGUACGAACGUGAAUUGGUGGAUACGUCUACAUCUGGUCCUUCACUCGCCGCGCGCCAGGCCGCGCGGUCUCCUGGGGUCAUUAUUGCGCGCCUGCCUCUGCUUAACCAUUCGGUACCUCUGCUGCUGUCGAGCCAGUACCGUGCAACGUCGCUCGGCUACUGGCCUGGAUAUGCGACUGCAGGCCAGCCCAUCACCAUUCAUGUCGCCCCACUUCCCCGCGAGGCACGACUCCAUGAACAAGAUGUACCGCGACAUGCACACGCUCAACGAUCAUCCGGAGUCAAGCGUUCACUCAAAGGAUUCGACAGACGAACGCCUGCGGAAUCGUCGCUCGUCUGCUGUCCGCCGCAGCCGCGUGACAUUGCUAUUGAAGUCAAGGAGGAAGCCGAUGCGAAGGCUUCAAUCGAAGGGGGCGAAGAGGAAGGGGAGGAUUGUGAUACACUGAGCGGCAGGAGGCGAUCGAGCGGUUGCACUACACGGACUCGGCCUACCUUCCAAUCGCCUGUGGCGUUGAGCGCUCCCCCUUCAACCACUGUCAUUGCACCAACCGCCAAAGCCUUUCGACGCUGUGCACCAAUUAACGAGGUCACGAAAGCUGGUGUCACACCGACCAAUAUGGACCGCAUGAGUAUCGCCGAGGGUUUCGCACCAUCGAGGAGAAACGCCUCAGCGCCUGAUAGUCAACGGCCCACAUCUUCGUCGUUCUGUCCUGCAAUGGCUCUCGAGGUGCCGUACCCCAUCCCUCAGCGCCCAGAGCCUAGGAUAGUCGUACGCGCCCUACAUCUGGAAGUACCGCAUUCCACUGCGCUCCCGCCUCGUACGCCAAUUCUCAUGCGGACUUAUUAG